Molecule: messenger RNA, 2618 nt
Organism: Megachile rotundata (alfalfa leafcutting bee)
Lineage: Eukaryota; Metazoa; Arthropoda; Insecta; Hymenoptera; Megachilidae
Source: RefSeq, a predicted model, not a curated record
GUGGUUACGAUUCUCCAUCCGGGACGGCUAUUAUCAUGGGUUAUCAUACGAGAAAAGUUUUAUUUGUCAGCGUGCGAAACAAAUAUUGUUGUAUUUGCGCACGCGCUAGUAAAUUAAAUGUUACGGUCCGCGAACACGAAUGUUACAAAAACUGGGGAACUAAUCAGAGUUCCACCAGUAUGGAAAGUGACAUCAUCCUCGAAGGCUUUCGUUGCAGCUUAGAAAUGUACGGAUUAAUAUAUUACAAAUAUAUUGGCGAUGGCGACAGUAAUGUUCUUAAAAAAUUAAGAGAUUUCCCACCGUACAAAAAUGUUGUUGCGGAGAAGAUUGAAUGCAUCAAUCAUCUUCUCCGCAACCUUUGUAAAAAAAUAGAGGAAAUUAGUAAGAGUGGUGGUCGAAGUCUCUUAAAAUUAAGAAAAAUUGUUGCGCAAAGUAGUAAAGCGUUUCGUAUAAAUAUUACAAGAGCUGCAACGUUUCGCCGUAACAGCGAUGCAACUUGGGAAAAUAAAAUUGCUGGUUUAAUUAAAGAUUUAAGUAAUAUUCCUAGCCACAUUUUUGGGGAACAUAAAGAUUGUUCCUCCCUUCCAUACUUUUCCAAUGAAGAAAUAAAAGAAGGCGAGGAAAAUCUUGUUCCCCAAUUACAAAUGGCAGGAUUAUAUGCAAAAAUAGAAUAUGCGAUGAAACGCAUUAUUGAUAACGCAGAAAGCGUAUUAUAUAAUUAUACCAGCAAUUCUGUAGAAAGUUGCAAUGCUGUUAUUGCUAAAAUGAUCGGUGGCAAACGUAUUAAUUUUGCUAAAAGAGGUUCUUACCAAACGCGUGUAAAAGCAUCAGUACUCCAUUAUAACACUUCGAAAGCGCUGAGUACUGCUUGCUGCACGAUUGGUAAAGUGCCUCCAAUUCGAGCAGUAGAGGUUGAAAAAAUGAAAAUGAGACAGCGCGCACGAUAUGCGCUGCGUGUUAAGACAGCGUUAGAAUUGGGUGCACCUGUUCGUAGAUCAAAAUAUGCGGCCAAAGCGUUUAGAGCCGAUAAAGAUUAUGGGCCAAACGCCGAACGGCCGGAUAUUGAUGAUAACAUGUACGAACAGUUGAAAGCCAAUUUUUACGAAACGCUAUUCAAUCAACAGCGUAAUAGAGACGUGUUAGAAUAUGUAACGCGGGGUCAGCAUGCAAACCCGCAGUGGCAUUAUACACGUCGAACGCUGUUGACUGCAUCAAAUUUUUCGAAAGUUUGUUGCAGAAGGGAUACCACGUCGUGCAAAAAUCUCAUAAAAAAUAUUCUUUACCCUCCUAAAUUAACGAGUCUUGCAAUUAAGUGGGGUAAAGAAAAAGAGAUUUUAGCACGACAAGAAUUGGAGGAGAUUCUGGGAAUCAAAAUCAAUGAGUGCGGAUUAUUCAUUGAUUCUGAAUUCCCAUAUUUUGGUGCGUCGCCUGAUGGCAUUGUUGGAGAGGAUACAAUUGUCGAAAUUAAAUGUCCUUAUGCAGCGCGACAAAUGUCUCCAACCGAUGCAAUAAUAAAUAAAGUUGGAGAAAUGUAUCGAAUUUUUAAUAAAAACGAUGACACCCGCAUGAAUGAAAAGGACGGGUAUUAUUAUCAAAUUCAAGGGCAAUUGCACAUUACGCAACGAAAAUAUUGUAUCUUCGCGAUAUGGACGCCUUUCGGAAUCAAGCACACAAUUGUUGAGCGUGAUGACACGUUUUGGCAAAUGAAAAUGUUAUCACCGCUGAAACAAUUCUAUGAGGAGUGCUUGGUUCCCGAACUAAUUGAUAGCAGAGCGGCAAGAAACAUGCCAAUUCGGGAGCCGCAAUUUUGUCUGAAUGUACAGCAAGCGACUAAAAAAAGGAAAUUGAACGAAUAAGCGCGAUAACUUGCAUUUCAAUUAUAUUGCGCUAGUUCGAUCAAUUUUCGAGUCGCUUGGGAAGAGGUGGUGGGCACAUUCUGCUUAUUACUGCAAUAUUUUUGUAACAUUGAUUUAAUCAUAUUUUUACAGUAAUAAGCAGAUAUAAAAAUAUACAGUACAAAAGUACGUAUAACAAUAUUAUACAGUACAUAAGUACGUAUAUAGCAAUAUACAGUACAAAAGUACGUACAACAAUGUACAGUACAUAAGUACGUACACUACCGCUCAAAAGUAUGUGGGCGCUUACAUUUUCUUGUUAUUUUCUUACAUUUUCUAGCUUUUGUAAUUUUUUAUACAUAUUAUAUGUUUUUAUUGUUAACCAAAAUUGUUCAUAAGUUUCAGUAUUAAUAUGAAGGUAAUGUAUUAUAAUAUUACUAAAUUAUCAAUUUAUUUAUUCAACUUUCUGAAAGAAAUAUAUGUGUUUUUUUGCGUUGCUUGCGUAGAGUUUGUGGGUCUUUUCUCUGACAGUUUGCAAUGACUGCAUCGCUGAAGUGAGGUCUGUUGCCUUCUCAAGACUAACGUAAACAUUUGUAAACAUGAUUAUAUAGCUAGGAUGCCACGACACGGAAAUGCAAAAAUUAAACCACGCGGUGGAUUUGUUAACAAAAGGAAAAUGUAAACAUAUUUCAGCACUAUCGGCAUCUAAAAAAAUUGAAGAAGUACGUACGUAUAGCAAUAUACAGUACAAAGAAUUUUUAAAAUUCAUGUUAUAUUUUCUUA